AAACACACGUUGUUUGUUUCAUUUCAGAGCCAUACAUUACUGGGUCAAGGACUUUAUUUUACCCUAUUUUAAACUUUAUUUUAGGGCUGCACAGUUUGACUGAUCACAACUAUGGAUAUAAACAUGCUGCUCCUUUUUCUACUGCUGCUGCUCUUUGGUUCUCAGGCUAACCAUUUCUUUGGGACAGUGAUGACUUUUACCCCCAAAGACAAGACACAUAAUGGCUCCCUCACGGUGGUCUUUCACUACAAGCUGAGCUUUCGCUCAUGCACCGAUCAAGACACGUGGAGCUGUGUCAGCGGUGACUGUGGUAGUGAGAGUGUGGAGCUGAGCAUUGUGGAUGAGGAGGACAAAGAGUGGUGUCAGAGGGAAGGAGUCAUGACUCGGGAGGUUUCCAGCAAUGCUGUGUUUCAGCUACGAGCUACUGUCAUCUCCUCCCGCAUUUGCAAUGGGCUGCCACACUAUUACAGGUAG
Oreochromis niloticus (Nile tilapia) is the source of this 474-nucleotide messenger RNA. RefSeq lists its product as uncharacterized. The coding region runs from base 112 to 474 and encodes 120 amino acids. NCBI's taxonomy places the organism in Eukaryota, Metazoa, Chordata, Actinopteri, Cichliformes, Cichlidae. The record is from RefSeq and is a predicted model, not a curated record. The transcript is spliced from 3 exons.